GAAAGUGAAAGCAGAUGUUGUACAUGCAGUGUUUACACUUGACCGCAAGAUUUUUUUCAUUUUGAAAAACUGAUCAUCAAACUGUUUUUAUCAUUUGCUGAUGUGGGAAUGUUCAUGGACCUAAUGGGAAGCCAAGGACAUAUUGAACUUGUCUAGUAGCUGAACAUUUUGAUCAAAGCAAGUCUUCUGGUGUGGAGCACAAAGGCACUUCCUUAUUAAUCCGUGAGUUGGUGAAGGACGAUGGUGUCUGUUAAAGAGCUGCUCAUGGACUCACUGAAGGAGCUUGUAGAAGCUGAACUAAAGGAGUUUCAUUGGCGCUUAAUGAGUGCAUAUCAUAAGCUUAUAUCAAAGUCUGAAAUGGAAAAGGCAGAUAUAUUCGACACAGUAGAUAAGAUGGUGGUGUGUUUUGGACCAGAAGAAGCCGUGAAGAUCAUGGUGGACAUCCUGAGAAAGAUGAACCAAAAUGAUCUGGCUGAACAGUUGGAGAAUGAACACAAGCAAGCUCAGGCUGAGGGCAAUCUGAAGACAUCUGUCCCUUUUGGAGAGCUGCUAAACUUCUUGGAAAUUCACAAAACAAACAUGAAGAAGAAAGCAGAAUAUAUUUUUGAGGGCAUCAAAGAUGAAAAUGAAGCACAACUUAAGGCUAUUUACACAGAACUGUUCAUCACAGAGGGAGAUAUGAAAGCUGUAAAUCACGAACAUGAGAUUCUGAAGAUCGAUAAUGCUUUCAAGAAUAAAAAAACACAUGACAAACCAAUCAAAUGCAAUGAUAUAUUCACUGAACUGAGGACAAACCUUGAGAAAAAGAUUGUGCUGACCAAGGGAGUCGCUGGCAUUGGAAAAACUGUCUCUGUGCACAAGUUCAUCCUGGACUGGGCAGAAGGAGAAGCCAAUCAGGAUAUACACUGUGUGUUCCUGCUUUCAUUCCGAGAGAUAAACUUAAUGACAAAUGAAGAUUUCAGUCUCCAUGAGCUUCUGCUAGAAUUUUAUCCUGAACUGGAGGGCAUGGAGAAAACAAAGUUAUAUAAGGAAUGUAAGUUUGCAUUUAUAUUUGAUGGACUUGAUGAGAAUCGCCUGCCUCUGAAUUUUAAUAGUAGGUCUUCGAACACUGUUGAGAAAAAAGUAUCUGUAAAUGUGCUGUUUACAAGUCUGGUGAAAGGUAAGCUGCUUCCAUCAGCUCAUGUCUGGGUGACAUCACGACCAGCGGCAGCCAAUCAGAUCCCUUGUCGGUAUGUGGGUUUGUUCACAGAGGUGCGAGGAUUCACUGACCAACAGAAAGAGGAGUACUUCAGAAAGAGAAUCACAGAUGAGAGUCUGGCCUCCAGAAUCAUCUCACACAUUAAGACGUCUCGUAGUCUCUACAUCAUGUGCCACAUUCCUCUGUUCUGCUGGAUCACAGCCACAGUACUUCAGAAUAUUCUCAUUGAGAACAAUGCAGAGAACAUCAGUACAACACUCACUGAAAUGUACAUUCACUUCCUGCGGAUACAGAUGAACAUGAAGAACCAGAAGUACGAUGAACAAGAAGAAGGAGAAUGUACAGAGCACUUGCAGUUAAAUAGAGAGAUGAUUUUAAAGUUAGCCAAGCUAGCAUUUGAACAACUGAAGAAGGAAAACAUUGUGUUUUAUAAGGAAGAUCUGAAAGCAUGUGGUAUUGAUGCAAGUAAAGACACAGAGUUCACAGGAAUGAUUGCUGAGAUCUUUAAGAAGGAAGUUGGACUUUAUAAGACGAAGGUCUUCUGCUUUGUGCAUCUGAGUGUUCAAGAGUUUCUCGCUGCAGUGCAUGUGUUCAUCUGCUACCUGAACAAGAACAUGCAGGAGCUUCAGUUUUUCUUUGAUGAGCCGAAACAGAAUGUCACAUUGCAGGAGCUACUGGAGAAGACUGUUGAUAAAGCAAUGCAGAGUGAGAAAGGACAUCUAGACCUGUUCCUGCGGUUUCUGAUGGGGAUUUCAAUGAACUUCAGUCAAAAUCUGCUCAAAGGCCUGAUCACACACACUGAAGACACAACAGAGAGCAUCACAAUAAUAACUAAAUACAUUAAAAAAGAACAAAACAAGUACAAUAUCUCAGAUGAAGCUCUAGUCAACCUAUUUUACUGCUUACUUGAGCUCAAAGAUCAUUCAUUAUAUGAAGAAAUAAAGAGCUACCUCAGUUCAGAUGAACAUCCAGGAAGAGACCUCUCAUCUUCAAUGUGCACAGUGCUGACCUACAUACUGCUGAUAUCAGAGAAGGUGCUGGAUGAGUUCAACCCGAAGAGGUUCACGUCGUCAUCUUCAAACUACACAAAACUCAUUCCAGCUGUGAGAUGCUGCAGAAAAGCCCUAUUUGACGGCUGUGGUCUUGAUGAAACAUGCUGUGAAACUGUGUCUUCUGCUCUACAAUCAUCAAACUCCCAUCUGACAGAGCUGUACCUGAGUAGCAAUCACCUGCAGGAUUCAGGAGUGAAGCUGCUUUCUGAUGGACUGAAGAGUCCACACUGUCAUCUGAACAUAUUGAGGCUGUGUGGGUGUAAUCUCACUGAUCAGUCCUGUGAAAGUUUAUCUGUAGCUUUACAGUCCUCAAACUCUGUUCUGAGAGAGCUGGACCUGAGUAACAAUGACCUGCAGGAUUCUGGAGUGAAGCUUCUUUCUGAUGGACUGAAGACUCCAAACUCUAAGAUGGAGAUACUGAGAUUUUCCUUAUGUAAUCUCACUGCAAAGUCUUGUGAGAGUUUGUCAUCAGUUUUACAAUCAUCAAACUCCAUCCUGAGAGAGCUGGACCUGAGUAACAAUGACAUGCAGGAUUCUGGAGUGAAGCUUCUUUCUGAUGGACUAAAGAGUCCAAACUCUAAACUGGAAAUACUAAGGUUGUCUGGCUGUAUGGUGACAGAGGAAGGCUGUCAUUAUGUGUCUUUAGCUCUGAGUUUAAACCCGUCACACCUGAGAGAGCUGGAUCUGAGCUACAAUCACCCAGGAGAUUCAGGAGUCAAGCUGCUCUCUGAAAAACUGGAGGAUCCAAACUGCUCACUGGACAAACUCAAUGUGGAUCAUGGAGGAGAAUCCAGGAUUACAGCAGGACUGAAGAAAUAUGCCCGUUUUCUCACACUGGAUCCAAACACAGCAAACAAGUAUCUCAUUCUGUCUGAGAUCAGAAAGGUGACAAAUGCGGACAAGCCACAGCCGUAUCCUGAUCAUCCAGACAGAUUUGAUUCGUUUCAGGUGUUGUGUAGAGAGAGUGUGUGUGGACGCUGUUACUGGGAGGUUGAGUGGAGAGGAGAUCAUGUGUGUAUAUCAGUGUCAUAUAAGAGCAGCAGCAACAAGGACAAAUAUGACUCUGAUUUUGGAUCUAAUGAUUAUUCCUGGAGUUUGAGCUGUUAUAACUCUGGUUACACAUUUAAACACGAUGACAAAUUUAUUACUCUCCCUGUGAAGCGUAUCAUUUCUAGAGGUAAAGGAGUGUAUUAUGAUGAUGAUUAUAUUAGGGGAACAGUAGUGUUUAGUUAUGUCAGGAGAACAGGAGUGUAUGUGGAUCACAGUGCAGGAACUCUUUCCUUCUACAGCGUCUCCAGAAACUCAAUGAGACACAUCCACACAGUCCAGACCACAUUCACUCAGCCGCUCUAUCCUGGGUUUUAUGUUCAAAUGUCUUCAUCGGUGAGACUGUGUUGAUGAAUUAGAAUAGACUGAUGAGAGAUUCUACCCAUAAUGCUUUGAGCUGCAUGAUAAAUCAGCAACAGUGAGAUGUUGAGUCUCUUCAUGACAUCAAUACUGCAGCUCAACUUCUGUCACUGAAAUAACAAUAAAUGUGUUCGAAACCCUCAUAUAGACAGUAAGAUCAGUAUGUGUUUAAAAUUGUUUUUAUUGUAGUCUUAAUAAUUUGUUUUAUUACUGUCAAAAUGUAAAAAUGUCACAUGAUUCCUGAAGAACAUGUAAUUCAUUUCUCUUUAUUGUCUUUGUACAGAAAUAAUAAAACAUAGUGACAAAUCAA
Cyprinus carpio (common carp) is the source of this 3967-nucleotide messenger RNA. RefSeq names its product NLR family CARD domain-containing protein 3-like. The record is from RefSeq and is a predicted model, not a curated record. Gene Ontology annotation, molecular function: protein binding. Lineage: Eukaryota; Metazoa; Chordata; Actinopteri; Cypriniformes; Cyprinidae.